AUGUCGGAGGAGGAGCCGUUGAAGGUGAUUCUCCUGGGGAAUAGCGGCGUCGGGAAGAGCAACCUGAUCGCGCGGUUUCACAACAACGAUUUCUCGGAAGACUUCGAGAGCACGGUCGGGGUGGAGUUCGUGACGAAGAGGAUCACCGUCGAUGGCGUUCCCGUCAAGCUCCAGAUUUGGGAUACCGCGGGCCAGGAGCGAUACGCGAGCAUGAUGAAGACGUACUACCGAAAGGCGAAGGGUUCGCUUUUGUUUUAUGACUUCACGAACAGAUUUUCUUUCGUGGGACUCGAGGCCUGGCGCAAGCACCUCGAAGCCAACGCGGACCCACGGUGCGUGUCCAUCGUGACGGGUAACAAGUCGGACGUGAGCGACCAACUGGUCAGUCCGAACGACGGGGAAGCCUACGCCAGACAGGUGAGCCGCGGCAUGUAG
Molecule: messenger RNA, 435 nt
Organism: Ectocarpus siliculosus
Lineage: Eukaryota; Phaeophyceae; Ectocarpales; Ectocarpaceae
Source: the annotation of a GenBank genome assembly